This is a messenger RNA of Neopelma chrysocephalum (saffron-crested tyrant-manakin), 903 nucleotides long. RefSeq names its product galactose-3-O-sulfotransferase 4-like. Gene Ontology annotation, cellular component: membrane. The transcript is spliced from 2 exons. Gene Ontology annotation, biological process: glycolipid biosynthetic process. Lineage: Eukaryota; Metazoa; Chordata; Aves; Passeriformes; Pipridae. Gene Ontology annotation, molecular function: galactosylceramide sulfotransferase activity. The record is from RefSeq and is a predicted model, not a curated record. The annotation marks the transcript as partial.
GUUCAAAAAGUGAUGCCCAACGACAGCUUCUACUUCUCGAUUGUGCGCGACCCGGCCACGCUGGGCGAAUCCUCCUUCUCCUACUUCCGCGCGGCCGCUCCGGCUUUCCGGAAUUCCCCCUCCUUGGACGCCUUCCUGGCUCAUCCCACCCUUUUUUACCGGCCCGGGAUCCGCGGGAAUCACUACGCCAGGAACCUCCAGUGGUUCGAUUUCGGCCUCCCCGACGAUCCCAAGGAUUCCCGGGAGAUCCGUGAAUCCCUGGAAAAGCUGGAUCGCACCUUUUCCCUGGUUUUGCUGGCGGAAAACUUCGACGAGUCGCUGGUUCUCCUUCGGGAAGCCCUUUGCUGGCCCGAGGAAUCCGUGGAUACCUUCGCCCACAAUUCCCGCCCUCAUCCCAAAGAAUCCCCGGGAAUAUCCCCGUCCCAAGCCCAGCGGCUCCGAGCCUGGAACCGCCUGGAUUGGGAGCUCUAUUCCCACCUCAACCGCACCUUCUGGGAGCGGGCGGAAUCCUUCGGAAUCCCGCGGCUCCGGAGGGAAGUCCGGAGGCUCCGGGAGCGCCGGGAGCGUUUGGCCAGGAGGUGUUUGAGGGGUGGGGGGCCCAUCCCGGCCAAAGCCAUUCCCGACGGGAGGCUCCGGCCUUUCCAGCCCCCCGGGGGCGGGAAUAUCCUGGGAUUCUCCGUCAGGGCCGGGUUGGAUCCGGAGGAGCGGGAAAGGUGCGUCCGGAUGGCGACGCCGGAGCUGCAGUACAAGGAUCUGCUGGACAGGAGGCAGUUCGGGGGCAGGAACGAGUCCAAGGGGGGGUGAAUUCCCAGUGGGAAUUCCGGGGAUCGUCCCUCGGGAAUUGUCGUGGGAAAUGGGGGCGGUACGAUCCCAAAAUCCCGGUGGGAAUUCCCCCUGAAAUCC